Penicillium macrosclerotiorum is the source of this 957-nucleotide messenger RNA. RefSeq lists its product as uncharacterized. Gene Ontology annotation, biological process: shikimate metabolic process; chorismate biosynthetic process. The record is from RefSeq and is a predicted model, not a curated record. Gene Ontology annotation, molecular function: shikimate 3-dehydrogenase (NADP+) activity. NCBI's taxonomy places the organism in Eukaryota, Fungi, Ascomycota, Eurotiomycetes, Eurotiales, Aspergillaceae. The coding region runs from base 1 to 957 and encodes 318 amino acids. The transcript has a single exon.
AUGGUUGAUGGAUCCCUCGGCCCGGCGAAUAAUAAAGUCGCCCGGGAACGAACAGUGUACCUAUUUGGGCAGCCUAUCGCCCACUCGCUCUCUCCGACCUUCCAUAAUAUCAUUUUCCGAAAUGUUGGUUUACCGUGGCGGUAUAUCCGUCUCGAUUCGACAGAUGUUGAGGAUUUGAUGUGGCUCAUGCACAGAGACGAUUUCAUCGGUGCCGCUGUGACAAUGCCCAACAAGGUCAAGGCGAUGGAUUGUGUUGAUGCCGUUACCGCCGAAGCACAGAAGAUUGGGUGUAUCAAUACCAUCUUCGUGCGAUCGAAUCUGUUCGGGGGUGAAGAACGGCAGGUUCAUAUCGGUACCAACACAGACUGGAUCGGAAUCCAACGCGCGCUCCUCAAUGCGGGUCCUGAAAUCGCAACCCAUCUACAGGAUAAUCCUGCAUUAGUAAUCGGGGGUGGUGCAACCUGCAGAUCCGCAAUCUAUGCUCUUACGGAGGGACUUGGUGCAAAGGUUGUUUAUAUGGUCAAUCGUGACCCGGAGGAAGCCAAGUCGGUUAUCAUGGGUCUGAAGCAACAAGGACUGCACCGGGAUAUUCGCUUUGUGGAAAGAGUUGAAGUCGCACAAUCACUCACAAAGCCUCCCAUUGUUGCAGUGAGCACGGUGCCCGACAUUGCACCCAGAACGGAUGCUGAGAAAAUCACACGAGACAUCAUCACCACGAUGAUUCAGUCACAACACGCCCACAGCUCUGCGCGGCUCUUUCUAGAGAUGUGUUAUGACCCCACACCAAAGACCUAUAUGGCAACUUUGGCUGAGAAAUUCGAUUGGAAAGUGAUUGAUGGACUAGAUGUCAUGGAGCAUCAAGCAAUUGAGCAAGCUGUUUUAUGGACGGAGAAGUCGCUUGACAGUCUACCCUCGGAUCUUGCCAAUAGUGCAAUCCGUCAAGCCCUUCACCGGUAA